Molecule: messenger RNA, 2699 nt
Organism: Python bivittatus (Burmese python)
Lineage: Eukaryota; Metazoa; Chordata; Lepidosauria; Squamata; Pythonidae
Product: pre-mRNA-processing factor 39-like
Biological process (GO): RNA processing; mRNA 5'-splice site recognition
Cellular component (GO): U2-type prespliceosome; U1 snRNP; commitment complex
Molecular function (GO): pre-mRNA 5'-splice site binding; protein binding
Source: RefSeq, a predicted model, not a curated record
CGCAGUGCGGCCUAACUGGAGCCGCGACGAGGAGCCUCGAGGGGGUCGGUGCGCUCGGCGGCCGCGGUGAAAAUGUCAGAAGAGGCGGAGGAGGCGCCGGCUACCGUCGCCCCUGGCGGGGCGGAAGGCGUCGAAGAGCUCCCGGGGACGGAAGCCGGUGUUGACCAAGAAGUCCUUCCGAAUCCCGGGAGUGAUGGCACUCCGAAGCCAGACGAGGCCAUGCCAGUGCAAGGGUGCAAUGGGGUUAGUCUGGAAGACAGCACUGCAGCUCUACAGGCUGAGCCAGCCAGAGAGGAAGUCCCUCAGCCUCCUGCUCCAGAUGUGGGGAUGAUGAUGGCCUUGAGCCAGCCCAUGGAAGAUCUUUCCAUCACCUACCCUCUGGAGUUUGAACGGUACUGGAGGGCCACUCAAGAGAACCCCCUCGACUUUACUGCGUGGACUGAAUUGUUACAAUAUGUGGAACAGGAGAAUCACAUCUACGCCGCCCGCAAAGCUUUUGAUAACUUCUUCCUGAGGUACCCUUACUGCUAUGGCUAUUGGAAGAAGUACGCAGACAUGGAACGACGCUUUGACUUCAUCAAGGAGACUGAGGAGGUUUUCCAGCGAGGUUUACAGUCUAUCCCACUCAGCAUGGACCUCUGGAUCCAUUACAUCACUUUCCUGCAGUCCACCCUGGAUAUGAACCAUCCCGAUUCAGCUCAGAAAAUUUGUGGCACCUUUGAGUCAGCUGUGGCUGCUGCAGGAGUAGAUUUCCGUUCGGACAAGCUGUGGGAGAUGUAUGUGGAAUGGCAGAAGGAGCAGGGGGACCUGAAGGCCGUCACAGCCAUUUAUGACCGGGUGCUGUCCACUCCCACCCAGCUUUACAGCCACCACUGGGAAAACUUCAAGGAACACCUGACCAGCCAUCCCCCUGGAGAGAUCCUCUCCAUGGAAGAGCUGCUGUGGGUGCAGUCCAAGAUGGCCUCAGAGACAGUCGCCAAGACGGCAGAAAUGGAAGCCGAGGAAGCGCCGCCUGGAGAAGAUCUGCCACCGAAGGCGGAAACCAAGCAGGAGACGACAGACGGGAGUCAGAUGUUGGGGACACUGGACCAGGAUAAAGCCCAGGAGCUGGCCAUUUCGAUCCGCCAGCAGAUCUUCAGUCAGAACGAAGCCGAAGUCAGCAAACGCUGGAAUUUCGAGGAAGGGAUCAAAAGGCCCUAUUUCCAUGUUAAACCACUGGAGCGAGCACAGCUGCGGAACUGGCGGGACUACCUGGACUUUGAGAUCGCCAGCGGUUCACACGAACGCACCAUCGUGCUGUUUGAGCGCUGCGUCAUCGCUUGCGCCCUCUACGAGGAGUUCUGGAUCAAGUACAUAAGAUACCUUGAGAACCACAGCAUAACUGGAGCCAGAAGCGUUUUCCAGCGAGCUUGCUGUUACCAUCUCCCUCGUAAGCCCAACAUUCACCUCUUGUGGGCAGCAUUUGAGGAGAAACAAGGAGAAGUGGAAGAAGCACGGCGCAUCUUGAAGACUUUUGAGGACUGUGUGCCUGGCCUGGUUAUGGUGCGUUUGCGGCGGGUGAGCCUGGAACGUCGGCUGGGGAAUAUGGAGAUGGCGGAAGCGCUCCUGGUGGAAGCCAUACGGGACAACGAGGGGAUGCCUAUCUCUUCGUUCUAUUCAGUCAAGCUGGCUCGGCAGGUUCUAAAAGUGCAGAAAAAUCUCAUCAAAGCACGGAAGAUCCUCCUGGAAGCGUUGGAGAAGGACCCGGACAAUGCCAAGCUCUACGCGAACCUUUUGGAGAUGGAGUUCAGCGCCGAUGUCCGGCAGAAUGAGGGCAACACCAUGAGCAGUUUCGACCGAGCCCUGACCAGCGGGCUUCCCCUGGAGACCAAGAUCAUCUUCUCCCAGCGCAGAGUAGAGUUUCUUGAAGAUUUUGGAUCGAGCAUAAACAGUCUGCUGAUGUGCUACGAAGAGCAUCAGAAACUCCUGAACCAGCAAAUGAUGAGGAAGAGGCUCCUGGAAAAUGGCAGUGCUGAUGAAGCCGAUGAGAAAAGAUUGAGACUUGAAGAUGCAGCCGUGGGGGGUGGUGCCCUGGCCAUGGCAACGACGGGCAUCACGCCCUUGAUGGCAACAGACGUGAGCACCAGCACAUCGGGGGCUUACAACUAUAACACGUGGUACCAGAAUUAUGGUAAUUAUGGAUACCAGAACACGUGGAACUACAAUCAGUAUUACCAACAAACCUAAAAAUGAUUGGCAGGAGACACCAACAGCAUCUGUGGAACUGGGGGGCGGCUGCAGCUGCUUUUGCUCAACUUAUCAGCAGAAGCAAAUGUCUGUGACCUAAAGGGUCCUCUCUGACAGCUGUAGAGAAACUUGUUGCUAUCCCUAGAAAAAACUGGCCCUUUUUGUAUUGAUCUGACCUACCAACCAUUUUUUUCCUAAAUUUCCGAAACCUGAGAUCAAGAGUUCACUGUGGGGAAACAGGAUUUAUUCAUUCCAUGGCAGAGCUGAAAGGAUUCAAUGCCCAAGGAAAGUUCAAUGGAAACACUCCUGAAGAUGCACAACUACAGACUGUUCUGAUGCAGCAUCCUCUUAGCGGGUGCAAAAUUAACUUCAUUUUAAAUCAAGGCCUCUGAAACAGCAUGUCUUUUGUAAAAGGUUUCCCUCUGUACAUUUUCACUUUUUGCAGCUGUAAAUAAACUGGAAUUAGUAAUGUC